AAUAAAUAAUAAAUUCCGUCACUCAUUGAUUUUAAAUGUGAUCUAGUAAAUCUGUAUCAUGUCGACGAAUGGGUUAAGAUGUGUGUAUUUCAUUGUCACAUUUUUGUUUGUUAUAGUGCCAACAGCAUGGGCAAGUUUUGAAGAUAUGAGAUGUAAGUGUGUUUGUCCUCGAACGUCUGCAUCCAACAGUUCUGUUACAACACAAGCAGUUUAUAUCAGUGAUAAUUUUGAUCCCAAUCUGUGUUCUUGUGAUUAUGUUGUGUCUCCCCAGAACCCUCAAGUCUCCUGUGCUAGAUGUGAAUGUAAAUAUGAAAGUAGAAAUACUACAACUAUUAAGGUGGUAGUGAUAUUUAUUAUCUGUGUGGUUUCAUUAUUAUUUGUGUACAUGUUAUUCCUGUUAUGUUUGGAUCCAUUGAUUACUCACAGACCAACGCGUUAUGUACAACAUGCUGAUGAAGAGGAUGAUCCCCAAUCUUCUUAUCUAACCUCAGUGAAUCGUCCGAUGCAGGGAGAUAGAUCUAUCAUUAACAGAGUCACGAAUGAACAGAAAAAAUGGAAAGGAACAGUACAAGAACAAAGAAGAAAUAUCUAUGAUAGACAUGCUAUGUUGAAUUAGGCAUAAUCCAUUUGUUAUUUUAUAAUAUUUAAUGAUAAUUUUAUUAUGAUAAUCAAAAAAAGUAGAAAAUUAAACAAUUUUAUCAAAAUAAUUCAAAGAGUUUCUGACAUAAUAAUAAUUCUAAAUGCUGUUAGAACAGCACUAUAUUGAAAUGUGUUUGAAAUGUGAAAUAUGUGUAGUUGUUACUCAGUUUAUUGUUAUAUGAUAUAAGAUAUUCAGACACUAUAUACAGUAUGUAUCAUAUUCAUAUUCCCUACCCAGUAACAAGCAUAAGGAUAUUAAAGCUUCUUAUUAACUUAGUUCCAUUGUAUACUGAAACAAUAAAUUAGCCGUGUAUUUAUGAAAACAAACCUGUUAGAAUUAGAAAGAGAUUAUUAUGUUGUAUAUAGUAUGUAUAUAUGGGGUUAUAUGUGUAAUUUAAUUUUAACCAUACUGAUAAUGUUAGAUGUAUGUUAGAGGGUGUGUAUGAAUUGGUUUUAUAAUAUUGUAUCAUACGUUAUAUUUAUUUCAUAAAAUAACAUUCCAAACUU
Lottia gigantea (owl limpet) is the source of this 1146-nucleotide messenger RNA. RefSeq lists its product as hypothetical. The transcript is spliced from 5 exons. Bases 59 to 616 code for a protein of 185 amino acids. Gene Ontology annotation, cellular component: lysosomal membrane. Lineage: Eukaryota; Metazoa; Mollusca; Gastropoda; Lottiidae. The record is from RefSeq and is a predicted model, not a curated record.